This is a messenger RNA of Halichondria panicea, 1150 nucleotides long. RefSeq names its product ankyrin repeat domain-containing protein 2-like. Gene Ontology annotation, cellular component: BRCA1-A complex; BRCA1-BARD1 complex. The record is from RefSeq and is a predicted model, not a curated record. The coding region runs from base 243 to 689 and encodes 148 amino acids. Gene Ontology annotation, biological process: protein K6-linked ubiquitination. Gene Ontology annotation, molecular function: protein binding; ubiquitin-protein transferase activity. NCBI's taxonomy places the organism in Eukaryota, Metazoa, Porifera, Demospongiae, Suberitida, Halichondriidae. The transcript has 3 exons.
AAAAAAAAUAACAUCAGAUCAAGCUAAAAAAGGGCGUAUCUUGUAAACUCAAGUAAACAAAGCUUCUGGGUACAGGUGUCAGCUCUUUGACAAAAUACUUUUUGAGCUGACAAAAUAGAUACUAGCUAGACUAGACUGUGAUUGAGCUGAAGUAACUCUGCGGAUCAGGGCUAUACACUUAUCUUGCAGCUACUAGAGUCCCUGGCCGCCCCAGGCCAGGGCAGGUCAGGAAGGUCAGGACAAUGGCAGCAAGUCAUGAUCUGGGUAGUCAACUCUAUAAGGCUUCUCGUGGUGGUCGUGUGGACGAGGUGGAGAGGCUGCUGGCUAGAAGAGCUCCUGUCAACUGGACGGACAGUUUUGGAUGGACCGCUCUCCAUUGGGCAUGCGUCAACAACCACCCUGAUGUAGUGAAGAUACUCACACAGCAAGAUGGCAUCGAUGUCAAUGUACGGAAUACUGUUAAGUACACUCCCCUGCACUAUGCCUGCUACUGGGGAUACCUGAAGUGUAUCCAGUUACUGAUGGCAACUGGACAGUGUGACCUAGGAGCUGUGAACAAUGUUGGACUAACUCCACUGGGAGAGGCAGUCAGAGAGGGACACCUGGACACUAUCAAGUACCUCAUCACAGAGUGCAAUGUGAAUAUCAAUGGUAAGUUAGUACAUGCAAUACAAUAUUCAUGUGAAUGAAGUACAGUUCAUGAUCAGGGGAAGUUGAUAAUGGAGGGUUAGGGUACCUAGAUACGUUGUCAAGGUUACACAAGUCAUACUGUCCCUUCCAUGUUACAUUUUACCCUAACCCUAAUUACUUUUGGCCUUCAAUCUUUGCAUGCUAGGACACUAUGACUGAGCAAGUAGUUAAUGGUCAGAUAAUUGCUUAGAAAUUGACCGAUGGACCGACUGUUAUUUAUACCUCUGUAACAAUACUUGUGGCUUGCUCUUCAUACCGUACCGUAUAGCUUAUGCACUGUCAUGGUGUGUUGUGUGCAUGGCUUAUAUAAUUAUAGUGGGUAUAGUUUGAGGGUAUAUGAAAUUUCGCGAAAUGACCGUUAUAAUAGUUUUCGCUCAUUUAAGUUUCGCGGAAUAGCUUGAACUUGCACGAGCUCCACACGCGACCUUUAUUUGAGGUAGAUAUACAUGCAGCUAAAGUG